AUGAUGAUGCGCAAGAUCUUCAACGAUGAUCGUGUCGGUUCUUAUCUCCAGCGGUCCGAGGACUCUUUCUUUGAAGACGUCCAUGGUGCCAUGUUCUCGGACAGCGGCAACAGAGACGAGAGCGGCCCAACCGAGCUUUUCCGAGAUGUACCUUUGCCUCUUGUCGAAUCAAAACCUCGGCGGUGCUCGGAAAUAUUGUUCCGAUUCAAGAAAACACUGGCUGGGGUCCUUCAGCGGAAAAAGAUCUGUCCACAACAAGUCACCGCUACCUCACUCACUGCGGAGGAACGCGACAGGCUUUUGGAAACUUCGCGCGCACUCAAGGAAAUCGGUCCCUUGCAUCAGAAUCUUGAUGAGAGUCAUCUGGUGAACCGAAUCGGUGAUGAGUACUUGAUCUCCGGAGUAUUGGGGUCAGGUUCCUUUGGCAUUGUACUCAAUGGGCGAAGACCCACAGAGUCAUCGAAGAAUGAUGUUGCAAUCAAAGUAUUGGUAAAGAGUGACCUCGCAUCCAUAGCGGAUCUACAAGCGGUCAAUAGCGAAAUUUGUGUCCUGCGGCACCACGGCAACAGCCACCCCAACAUUAUCGGGUUUCGCGAGACAAUCCACGGGCCAGAGAACAUCUACAUUGUCUUGGAAAAGUCACAAGUAUCCCUGCAACAACUGUGGCACUUGCACAGCAAUAUGUUCGCGACCCAGCCCAACCUCUUCCAGGUGAUCACCCGUGGGAUUUUGAAAGCAGUGGCAUACUUGCACGAUGUUGGGAUUAGCCACAACGACCUUCAUCCAGGCAACAUCCUGAUUUGCACUGAGUUGGACAGCCAGCGCAAUCUCAAUGAGGGUCGGGUCAUCGAGACCACUGACAUUCGCCUUUGUGACUUUGGUAUGGCCCGCAUGGCAGAUGACUACAAUGGCAUGUCACUAUUGAAUGAAAAGUCUCCCAUUCUUCUGCCUCGUGGAGGACUUGGCCGGCCGCUCAAUCGCGCGCCUGAGACUGCCACACAGUCGCUCUACGAUUCGAAAAAGCAAGACGUCUGGUCCUUGGGUUGCAUCCUCUUUGAAAUCAAUCUGCAUUGGACCGGCGUGGAAGACUGGGAAGACACAAUAUUGCAGUCAAGAAAGAAUCCAAAGGCAAUGCAGCGUAAAAUGGCCCAGAUCCUGAAGAAAGCGCAAAGAAUUCCAAUUGAUGGCAAUGGACCGAAGCUCAUGCAUGACCUGCUCUUCAAGCAGCUGUUGGUCAUGAACCCCAAAAAACGGGUAUCAGCUGGUCAAGCUUUGAAUCAUCCUUGGUUUGACUUUGAAUACUGA
Seminavis robusta is the source of this 1305-nucleotide messenger RNA. The record is from the annotation of a GenBank genome assembly. NCBI's taxonomy places the organism in Eukaryota, Bacillariophyta, Bacillariophyceae, Naviculales, Naviculaceae.